This is a messenger RNA of Oppia nitens, 568 nucleotides long. It is a transcript of the gene RpS20, whose product is annotated as 40S ribosomal protein S20-like. Gene Ontology annotation, cellular component: cytosolic small ribosomal subunit; ribosome. Gene Ontology annotation, biological process: translation. The coding region runs from base 134 to 505 and encodes 123 amino acids. NCBI's taxonomy places the organism in Eukaryota, Metazoa, Arthropoda, Arachnida, Sarcoptiformes, Oppiidae. The record is from RefSeq and is a predicted model, not a curated record. The transcript is spliced from 3 exons. Gene Ontology annotation, molecular function: structural constituent of ribosome.
CUUUCCUUUCCUUUUUGGUAUGACUUCUGGUGUCUUCAAGUUGUUUGCAAACCAUUUACCGAUUCCGACUCAGCGCUGGUCUAAGAAUAAGAUUAUUCUCGGCCGGAACGACUAAUCUCUGAAAAAGACAACAAUGACUUCGUACGCAAAGCCCGAUCCCAACAAACCGGGUGUUGAAGACACUCAAGUCCAGAUCCAUCGCAUCCGUAUUACAUUAACCAGUCCUAAUGUCAAGAGCCUCGAGAAAGUAUGCGCCGAACUGAUCAAAGGCGCCAAAGACAAGAAGCUUGAGGUUAAGGGACCGGUUAGGAUGCCGACCAAGACGUUACGUAUUACUACUCGUAAGACACCCUGCGGUGAGGGAUCCAAGACAUGGGAUCGCUUUCAGAUGCGUAUCCAUAAGCGUGUCAUCGAUUUGCGAAGCUCUUCGGAAACCGUCAAACAGGUGACCUCUAUUAGCAUCGAUCCCGGCGUCGAUGUUGAGGUUACUAUUGCCGAUCCAUGAGAUCAUUGUUUGUAUUCAUAAUAUUAUAAUAAAACAGUUAACAAAACUGAAAUUACUUUGAAA